This is a messenger RNA of Pseudophryne corroboree (corroboree frog), 498 nucleotides long. RefSeq names its product gastrula zinc finger protein XlCGF67.1-like. Bases 1 to 498 code for a protein of 165 amino acids. The transcript has 3 exons. Lineage: Eukaryota; Metazoa; Chordata; Amphibia; Anura; Myobatrachidae. The record is from RefSeq and is a predicted model, not a curated record.
AUGGUGGAGUAUGCUCAGUUCCACUCUUGCCCUCUGCAGAAGUUAAUUCUGACCAAGUGGGACAGCCUGCCUCACCGGAUUAGAUCUCAAAUGAUCUCAUUGUCUCCGGAGAUCCGCCUAGGUGGGGUUAUAGAGGAGGCGGCGCUGUGCAUCGUGGGAACGGUCAAAAGCUUUGAGCAUAAAAGUCACACAGGCGGCCAACUGUUCCCGUGUUCUGAGUGCGGGAAAUGUUUUCCGUGUAAGAGAGCUAUGGUUAUACAUCAGAGGACUCACACUGGGGAACGGCCCUUUGUAUGCACUGAGUGUGGGAAAGGUUUUGCGUGUAAGAGAUCACUUGUCCAUCACCAGAUAAUACACAGACCCGAUAAACAAUUUCCGUGUUCAGAGUGUGAUAAAAGUUUUGGAUCUAAGUCACGUCUGAUUUUACAUCAGAAAAUUCACACAGGGGAGAAACCAUUUUCCUGUUCCGAGUGUGGGAAAUUUUUCAGACUGAAGUGA